Molecule: messenger RNA, 240 nt
Organism: Meloidogyne enterolobii
Lineage: Eukaryota; Metazoa; Nematoda; Chromadorea; Rhabditida; Meloidogynidae
Source: the annotation of a GenBank genome assembly
CGAAUGAGAGAACAUAAUUGUAUAGAAAAUAUUCCUUAUUUUAAAUUAACGAAUGAAUUAACAAAUGAAUGUUUGGAAAUGAAUAAAAUUGAGAAUGAAAAGGGGGGAGCUUUAAUUAGUAGAUAUUUAAUUAAUGAAAUAAGAGAUGAACAAUGGUGGAGACAAAGAGAGGAAAAAGCUAUUAAAUGGAGAUAUGCUUCUAGAUUAAGAAGAAUUGCUUUACUACAUUAUUUAAAAUAA